AUGUUAUUAAACUUUCGCAAACUUUUGAACAAGCAUGUUCUCGUGAUCGGUGGAACAUCUGGCAUCGGUCGUGGAGUAGCAGAGGGCAUACUCUCGGCCGGCGGCCGCGUCAGCAUCGCCUCGCUUUCGCAAGCCAAAAUAAACGCAACUUUACAAGAGCUCAGAAAUCUAUUCCCAGAAGCACAUAUAUCUGGUUACCGUGUCGACUUGGCCUCUGAUGGCACGGAGAAGCGGCUCUCUGAGCUGUUGAGUGCGGUCGCCAAGGAUCACGGCCGGCUUCAACACGUGGUUUUCACUGCCGGCGACGCACUUUCCGGACCCACUGCACCAGAGGCAUUCACGCCUGAGCUUCUCGCACGACUGACUCAUCUGCGCGCCAUUGUCCCUUUCACCCUUGUGAAAGUAAUCGUCGCGGAGGGACAUCUUGAUCGCGAUCGCAGCUCCAGUAUUCUACUCACAAGUGGAAACGUUGCAGUGCGUCCUGUACCUGGCUGGUCUGUUGGAAAUUUUGUUGCUUCUGGACUUGAAGGUGCUGUACGCGGCUUGGCUCUUGAUCUCGCUCCCCUGCGUGUAAACGUUGUUGCUCCUGGUAGCGUUGAUACGGGUCUCUGGGGAGAUGAUGCAGCGCGACAGCAAGUUAUCUCGAGAAUGGAUGCAAGGCUACCAACUGGCUCCAUCGGACAUAUUGAAGAUGUGGCGGAAGCGUAUCUCUGGCUUUUACGAGACAGAAACGUGACUGGCAUGGUGGCAAGGACUGAGGGAGGCCUCAAUCUUGUUUGA
Molecule: messenger RNA, 780 nt
Organism: Akanthomyces muscarius
Lineage: Eukaryota; Fungi; Ascomycota; Sordariomycetes; Hypocreales; Cordycipitaceae
Exons: 1
Coding region: 1-780 (259 amino acids)
Molecular function (GO): oxidoreductase activity
Source: RefSeq, a predicted model, not a curated record